AUGGGCCAAGAUGCAUCUCCCCCGCUGCCAGAGGGCAUUUUCUCCCUACUAGAUACCGAUUUGUAUAAGCUAACGAUGCAAUGUGCAAUCUUAAAGUACUUCCCUGAUGUCCGUACGUUUACAUGGCCCUCCAGUGUCCAGAUUCAUGCUGACUUUGUCAUUUACGCAGAUGUUACAUACGGCUUCACGAAUCGCACCCCGCACAUGAAGUUGACGCGGGGCGCUCACAAAUGGCUUCUGGAACAGAUGGAUAGACUGGCCAAUGUUCAUGUGACAGAUGAGGAGCUCGCUUUCCUUAGAAAGGAAUGCCCGUACUUCAACGAUGCCUACCUUCGUUACCUGACCACCUUCCAGCUCAAGCCCUCAGAGCAGAUUGAAAUCAAAUUCACCCCUGUCCACGACACCGGUAGUGACGACGAUCUCGGAGAUUUGGAGUAUAUAAUGAAGGGACUCUGGGUCGAGACCAUUCUCUAUGAGAUCCCGCUUCUGGCCCUGACGAGUCAGGCGUACUUCAUGUUCACUGAUAAAGACUGGGACCACAGCAACCAGGAGGAGAAGGCGCUCCGGAAGGGCUGCACUCUGCUUGAGAACGGAUGUAUUUUCUCCGAAUUCGGAUCGAGACGUCGGCGCGAUUACCACACUCAAGACUUGGUCAUGAAGGGACUUUGCGAGGCAGCGGAAGAAGGGAAGCGGAAGGGGUGGAAGGGCGUCUUCUCUGGGACCAGCAAUGUUCACUUCGCGAUGAAGUAUGGCGUGAAACCCGUCGGCACCGUGGCCCAUGAAUGGUUCAUGACCAUCGCCGCCAUCACAAACGACUACGAGAACGCCAAUGAGCUGGCUCUCAGCUAUUGGCUGGGAUGCUUCGGCGAAGGGGUGCUCGGUAUCGCCCUCACCGAUACGUUCGGUACCCCAGCCUUCCUCGAUGCCUUCCGGAAGCCGAUCCCCCAUCACACCACCGCAGGCGUCGGCGAAGUGUCCACCAUGCCAUCCGGGCCCGGGACGACAAGCGAGUCAACCCCCCAAAGCGAAGCCGAAACCAAACCGCCCAUUGCCGCUCCCCUCAACGAGGCUGAGGCCCACCAUUCCCCCAAGACGUAUGCGCAGGUCUACACCGGCGUCCGCCAAGACUCCGGCGAUCCCGCCUACUUCGUCAAGAUGGUCCGCGACUUCUACGACAGGGAAGGCAUCAAGGAGAAGAAGACGAUUGUCUUCUCCGACUCCUUGGACAUCGAGCACUGCUUGGAAUACAAGAUGAUUGCGGAGGAAGCCGGCUUCGCCCCCGUCUUUGGCGUGGGGACGUUCUUCACCAACGAUUUCACACAUAAAUCGGACGAUACGAAAUCGAAACCCUUGAACAUUGUCAUCAAGAUCGCGACAGCCAACGGUCGUCCGGCUGUCAAGCUCAGUGACAACAUGGGCAAGAACACAGGAGACAAGAGUACCGUCCAAGAGGUGAAACAGAGACUUGGGUAUACCGAGCAAUUAUGGGAGGAAGGUGAUGAGAGUAACCGCUGGGCUAAGCAGAGGUAG
Messenger RNA from Aspergillus clavatus NRRL 1, 1530 nucleotides. RefSeq names its product nicotinate phosphoribosyltransferase. The transcript has 4 exons. NCBI's taxonomy places the organism in Eukaryota, Fungi, Ascomycota, Eurotiomycetes, Eurotiales, Aspergillaceae. Gene Ontology annotation, biological process: NAD+ biosynthetic process. The record is from RefSeq and is a predicted model, not a curated record. Gene Ontology annotation, molecular function: nicotinate phosphoribosyltransferase activity. Bases 1 to 1530 code for a protein of 509 amino acids.